This is a messenger RNA of Mucor mucedo, 2164 nucleotides long. RefSeq lists its product as uncharacterized. The transcript is spliced from 7 exons. The coding region runs from base 133 to 2022 and encodes 629 amino acids. Gene Ontology annotation, molecular function: ATP binding; ATP-dependent protein folding chaperone. The record is from RefSeq and is a predicted model, not a curated record. NCBI's taxonomy places the organism in Eukaryota, Fungi, Mucoromycota, Mucoromycetes, Mucorales, Mucoraceae.
CCAACGACUUGUUUUUUAAGGCUUAUGAUUCUUGUAUCACGCAAGCGUACACAAAUAUUUAAGUGGAUCACACAAGUAUAAACGCAAUUCCCAAUCCUUUUUUUUUCUCUUUCUCUUUCUCCGUAUUAAAAAAUGGCGUUUAGGUAUGACCAUUAUGGUCUAAUCGUUAGUAUAGAUUUUGGUACCACAUUUUCAGGAACAUGUUAUGCUAUCACUGGUAAAAUGUCUCCAAAAGAGUUGAGAGAAACAAUCUACCCAAGUAUUAUUCAUGUUACUGAUUGGCCAAAGCAAAACAAUUUACAGCAUAAAACACCAUCUAUCAAUAUUUAUGAUCGUAACUUUCAUCUUUUGCACUGGGGAAUGAGUGCCUUAAACUUUAUCAAAUCUGGUCAAGUAAAGGAUGGCCAUCGAGUUAUUGAAAAGUUCAAAUUGCAGCUACCUUCAUCUAUUGCACAAAAAGGAGCUAUUCACCAAACUGGAAAUACUAGUCAACAUGAACUUUUAAAUAUGAGGGCCACAAUUGAUUACUUUAGAGAGAUCUUUGACCACACCGUCAAUGCCAUGCAAAAUGCUACUAUGGUACAAAACGUAAAAAUCGAAAAAGAAGACAUUCGUUUUGUUAUCACAGUUCCAGCACAGUGGAAUGAUGUUCAAAGAGCUAUUAUGCGCAAUGUCGCCAAGGAAGCUGGUCUUAUAUCUGAAGAAGAUCACGAAAACCGUUUGCUAGUUAUUAAUGAGUCCCUGGCCGCAACACUUUACUGUGAGCGAAAACCAGAUGCCAAAAAAGUGAAAGAAGGUAGUGCUAAGAAUGGACUUAUGGGAAAGGACGACAAGUAUAUGAUCUGUGAUGCUGGAGGAGGAACUGUGGAUCUUGCUGUAUUUGAAUCAACCGGCAGUGGUAACGAACAAGACAAUGAUAGUUUCAGAAGAUGUCAGCUCACAGCAGACAGUGGGAAAAAAUGUGGAUCGGUGUAUCUUGAUUUGAAAAUGAAGGAGGUUCUUAUGGAUAUAUGUUUUGGUGCAGAUAAAGAAUCCUGGAAAGACAAUAAGUUAAAAAUGGAGGAGCUUGAAUCACAUAUUGCACCUCUGACAGACCAGUUUCUGGUAGACAAAACGAUUUUUGGAGAGGCGAAAAAAGACUUCGUUCCUGAUUGCUGUCGUAAACUCCGAAAAAUGUAUAGUGGCAAUAAUAGCGAUAGCGACAUCGACAGUGACAACAACAGCGACUGCGGCAACAGCAGCGACAGCGACAGUGAUAGUGACAGCGGCAGCGGCAGUGACAGCGACAAUGGAAAUGUCAAUAAAAAUGACAAAAAUCGCCGAAAUAGCAUUCCAGAACCAAUCCCCACUUGUGAGGGCUGUAAUUUUAGUGAUGGACAUGAUGAAAAGUUCGUAGAGCUUGACAAUUUUGGCGAUGAUACGGUUUUUUUAAUUACGCAAGGCAAGAUAUUGGAUCAACUGAGAUUGCGAAGAGACCAUAACGAUAAACCUAUUACAAAAGAUGGUGUAACAGUAGAACAGGAUGAGAAUCAUUUUGAAAUCAGACUUUCUUACAAGUUCAUGCGAGAAGAAGUUUUUGAUGAAGUAAUCAAUAAUACAAUCGAACUUUUGAGAAGACAAAUCAAGAAGGCUAACGGAAAAAUUACACGAACCUAUCUGGUGGGAGGCUUUGGUGGUUCACCAUACUUGCGCAAACGUAUUUUAAACGAGUUUCCUGCUGAUAGCCCAUUACAUAUUGGGAGCUUAAUCCAGGACGAUAGAGGCGAUACAGCAGCAAUGCGGGGUGCUUUGAUUUAUGGUAUUGAUGGUAGUAGAAAAGAGCCUCAAUCUGAUGUCGUAGUAGCUCACUACCAAAACACCGACACUUCUAAAUACAAUACGCUUGUUUGCAUAGAUAUCGGAUAUAAUGGAACCUCGUGCUCCUACAGGGAUUUAACAACUAAAGAAGAUACUAUGACAGAAAUUGCCUGGUUUAAAGGAAGAAAGCUUCAUGAUUCCAACGGCAAAGAAAACCUCGGAUAGUAAAACUCUUUGGGGAGCUCAAGUAACAAAAACCACUAAUUUGGAUCCAGAAUUAUUGAUUGUACCCAGUGAGCUCAUGUCAAUUGUGAAGAGCGAUUUCAGAUCAUAUCUCAGCGAAUAUAUCAGGCUUGUAUUUGAGCAU